UCCGACGUGUCCGUGGAUGGACUCUCCAGACAAGCAGCCUCAUCCAAGAGCACGUCACACCUCCACGCGAGUUCCUCAUGCUGUCCAACGCGAAGAGGAGCAACGAAGAGCAAAGAAGAGGAGCAAGGAGCAAUUACGCACAGAAAGUCUCAUGCUUCGCCGAGAAGCGUUUGUUCUUCGUGAAACCAGUUAUGGCCAGAUAGCAGCAGCAUCGCUUUUGUGGAUCCAAUCUCUCGGGAGCAGAUGCUCAGUCGCCAACAUAUUUACUCGGGAAUUCUCUACAGCUUUGGUCCCUAGAGAUCCAUCUCCGGAGAUUUCCAUGUCGUCGCUUCAGCGAUCACGAGCUCUGCCCAGCUCCGAAUUCCUGCAACAGAAGGAUCAUGCUUCCAAUUACUGUGUGGAGAAGCCUCAGAAUGCAGCCGCUAGUUUGAGGAAGAUCUUUUGUUCUCAGCAAGUUCAGCAAACGAGGCUCGCACCCGCGGAAAGAAUCAAGCAGGGUUUCCAGAGAUUCAAGCAAGAGACAUACAACCAAAAACCAGAGCUCUUCAGCCAAUUGGCCACAGGACAACAUCCCAAGUUCAUGGUGAUCGCUUGCUCCGAUUCUAGAGUUUGUCCCACAACAAUUCUGGGGUUCCAGCCAGGGGAAGCAUUUGUCGUUCGCAACAUUGCAAACAUGGUGCCUCCUCCGGAACAGGCUGGCUAUCCAGGAACGAGCGCAGCUCUUGAAUACGCAGUCACGGCUCUCAAGGUCGAGAACAUUUUGGUGAUCGGACAUAGUAGAUGCGGCGGCAUCAAGGCUCUCAUGACACAAAAAGAAAACACAAACAAAUGGAGUUCGUUCAUUGAGGACUGGGUCGAAAUCGGACGUCCAGCUCGUGCCGUGACGCUCGCCGCAGCAGCCCAGCAGCAAGUUGAGCACCAAUGUACAAAAUGCGAGAAGGAAUCCGUGAAUGUGUCGCUGGCAAACCUUCUUGCCUUCCCUUUCAUCAAGGAAGCGGUCUCCAGCGGCACGCUUGCUCUCCAUGGCGGCUACUACAACUUUGUGGAGGGCUCGUUCGAGUACUGGUGGUACGGAAUUGACGGGAAGAGCGAGGUGUCCAAGUUCUAGAUCUCCUGGAGGUCAGUUUGUUAUUUGAUUGAUCGAUUGGAAGCGUGAUCAUCGUCACUCCUGCUUGGAAAGCCAUUCUGCCCUCCAUUCCAAAGGGGAUAUCAAGACGUGAUCGACUUUCCAGCCACAUUCUUGCAUCUACAAUGAAAGAGAAUAAGAAACGAUUGUGAUGAUUUACUGCU
Selaginella moellendorffii is the source of this 1290-nucleotide messenger RNA. RefSeq names its product beta carbonic anhydrase 2, chloroplastic-like. Gene Ontology annotation, biological process: carbon utilization. Gene Ontology annotation, molecular function: zinc ion binding; carbonate dehydratase activity. The transcript has 9 exons. The coding region runs from base 17 to 1108 and encodes 363 amino acids. The record is from RefSeq and is a predicted model, not a curated record. NCBI's taxonomy places the organism in Eukaryota, Viridiplantae, Streptophyta, Lycopodiopsida, Selaginellales, Selaginellaceae.